This is a messenger RNA of Elephantulus edwardii (Cape elephant shrew), 835 nucleotides long. RefSeq names its product NK2 homeobox 2 (gene NKX2-2). Lineage: Eukaryota; Metazoa; Chordata; Mammalia; Macroscelidea; Macroscelididae. The transcript is spliced from 2 exons. Gene Ontology annotation, cellular component: nucleus. Gene Ontology annotation, molecular function: DNA-binding transcription factor activity, RNA polymerase II-specific; RNA polymerase II cis-regulatory region sequence-specific DNA binding. The record is from RefSeq and is a predicted model, not a curated record. The coding region runs from base 1 to 822 and encodes 273 amino acids. Gene Ontology annotation, biological process: cell differentiation; regulation of transcription by RNA polymerase II.
AUGUCGUUGACCAACACAAAGACGGGGUUUUCGGUCAAGGAUAUUUUAGACCUGCCAGACACCAAUGAUGAGGAGGGCUCAGUGGCGGAAGGGCCAGAAGAAGAGAGCGAAGGGCCUGAGCCAACCAAAAGGGCUGGGCCGCUGGCGCAGAGCGCCCUGGACGCCGUGCAGAGCCUGCCCCUGAAGCAUCCCUUCUACGACAGCAGCGACAACCCUUACACGCGCUGGCUGGCCAGCACCGAGAGCCUCCAGUACUCCCUACACGGGCUGACUGCCGGCGCGGCCCCUCAGGACUCGACCUCCAAGUCACCAGAGCCUUCAGCCGACGAGUCACCGGACAAUGACAAGGAGACUCCCGGCGGCGGGGGGGAUGCUGGCAAGAAGCGGAAGCGAAGAGUUCUCUUCUCCAAGGCGCAGACCUACGAGCUGGAGCGGCGCUUCCGGCAGCAGCGGUACCUGUCGGCGCCGGAGCGCGAGCACCUGGCUAGCCUCAUCCGCCUCACGCCCACGCAGGUGAAGAUCUGGUUCCAGAAUCAUCGCUACAAGAUGAAACGAGCGCGAGCCGAGAAAGGUAUGGAGGUGACGCCUUUGCCCUCGCCACGUCGGGUGGCUGUGCCCGUCUUGGUCAGGGACGGCAAACCGUGCCAUGCGCUCAAAGCCCAGGACCUGGCGGCCGCCACUUUCCAGGCGGGCAUCCCCUUUUCGGCCUACAGCGCUCAGUCGCUGCAGCACAUGCAGUACAAUGCGCAAUACAGCUCGGCCACCACCCCGCAGUACCCGACAGCGCAUCCUCUCGUGCAGGCCCAGCAGUGGACUUGGUGAGCUCCAACCCCAC